Molecule: messenger RNA, 1621 nt
Organism: Ipomoea triloba (trilobed morning glory)
Lineage: Eukaryota; Viridiplantae; Streptophyta; Magnoliopsida; Solanales; Convolvulaceae
Product: cyclin-D3-3-like
Exons: 4
Coding region: 220-1326 (368 amino acids)
Biological process (GO): mitotic cell cycle phase transition; regulation of cyclin-dependent protein serine/threonine kinase activity
Cellular component (GO): cyclin-dependent protein kinase holoenzyme complex; nucleus; cytoplasm
Molecular function (GO): cyclin-dependent protein serine/threonine kinase regulator activity
Source: RefSeq, a predicted model, not a curated record
AAAACUCCAACUUUCUCUGCUCUUUCAGUCCCCAACUCUCCCCCCAAGUUUUUCCAUCCAAGUUCCAAUUCUAGAGAGAGACAUAGAUCGAGAGAGAGAGAGAGAGAGAGAAAGAGAUAUGGCUCAAGCUGAGCCAUUAUGCUUCUUGAUUAUCUUUUCUUGAAUGAAAUGAAAUGAAAUAAAUGCAAACACACCCAAACCUCUUCUUCCCAGAAGAAGAUGGCAUUCCAAGAAACACAAAAGCUUCCAUUUUUAUUUGAUGCUGCUUUGUACUGUGAAGAAGAAGGAGAGCACUGGGGACAAGCAGACAGAGAUGCCAGCUGUUCCAUUGAAGAAGGAGAAGAAGAAGAAGAAAAUGUGGUGUUUUUGGAACAGGAUUUGUUGUGGGAAGAUGGUGAGUUGGGUUCUCUGUUGUCUAAGGAGCAAGAAAAUGAGAUGUUUAAUGUGGUUCAGAAAACCCCAGAUUUGGCUAAGGCUAGAAAUGAGGCUGUGGAGUGGGUUUUGAAGGUUACUGGCUAUUACUCCUUCUCAGCUCAAACUGCCCUUCUUGCAGUGAACUAUCUUGACAGGCUCUUCUUCCUCAGCCUUGAGUCUCAGACUCAGAAGCCCUGGAUGAGUCAACUCGCUGCUGUGGCUUGCCUCUCUCUUGCUGCUAAAGUUGAAGAGACCUUUGUCCCUCUCCUCCUAGAUUUCCAAGUUGAGGAAUCCAAGUAUGUGUUUGAGGCCAAAACCAUCCAAAGAAUGGAGCUUUUAGUACUCUCCAAUCUUCAAUGGAAGAUGAAUCCUGUGACUCCAUUCUCAUUUCUUGAUUACAUUGCCAGGAGGCUUGAGCUGAAGGGCCAUCUCUGUUGUGAAUUCCUUAGGAGAUGUGAGGGUGUUCUUCUCUCCAUCAUUUCUGAUUGCAGAUUCAUGUGUUACCUACCCUCUGUAAUGGCAUCUGCCACAAUGCUGCAUGUUAUUAGCAGGCUAGUGCCCACUGUUGGUGAAGAGUCCCAAGAACACCUAAUGGGCAUUCUUGGAAUUGACAAGGUGAAAGUGGAGGAAUGCCACAAGCUAAUCAAGGAAGUAGCAUCAAGAAUCCACUUUGAAUCAGCUUAUAAAAGGAAGUAUGGAGCAAUGCCAGGGAGCCCCAAAGGUGUGAUGGAAGUGUCAUUUAGCUCAGACAGCUCCAAAGAUUCCUGGGCAGUGUCUUCUACUACCUCUGCAACAUCCUCAGUUUCUUCAUCCCCAGAGCCAUUGUCCAAGAAGACAAGGAUGAUGUCCCCUCAACCUCAACCUCAACCUCAAGAACAUCAAAACCCCCACCACCAUAUUAUUAAUCAUUAAUCUUAAUUGUCCUUAAUAUUUCCUCAAUUUAGACUAAAUAAUAGGCACCUCAUCAGCUCCCUGUUCUUGUUUAUUUGUUAGUAACAUGUUAAAUUGCCCACCAUCUUUGCACAAUUUCAGUCAGUCCAAGCCCCUGUUCAAUGCUAGUAAGGUGCUACUAUACAUAUAUUUAUGAUAUGAUGGGGCAUGGAGAUUUGGACCCUCUUAGAGGUGGAGAUGGUAGGCAUUUUAUCCGGAAAUAUAUACCUCAAAUAUAUAUAUACCAAUCAAUAAGAGUAAGCUUAGUUUAUAUAAA